AUGGCGCGCAGCGGGCAGCGCAGCGGGCAGCGCCCCGGGGCCGCCGUCGCGCUGGCCAUGGUGGUCGUCGGCCUGCUUCAUCAGGGCGCGGAAGGCGCAGGGAUUCUAAGCGACGUCGUCUCCUAUGAAAAGCGGGGCAGGGACUGGCACGUGCUGCCCCCCAUGAACCCCGACGGCGACGAGUACUCGCACACCACGGACCGUCUCUGGAGGAAGACACGCUCCAAGACGUGGUGGGGGCUCGGCUGCGCGGGAGCGGACGCCAACAGGAACUUCGACUUCCACUGGAGAGAGGUGGGCGCCAGCUGGUCGGCGUGCUCCUACACCUACGCCGGCAGCAAGGCCUUCUCAGAGCCGGAGGCACGCGCCGUUCGGGACUACCUGCUCGCCAACAAGGAUCGCAUGAAGAUGUACCUCACGUAUCACAGCUACGGGAACUUUCUGUUGUACCCGUGGGGUUACACCAGCACCCUGCCUAACGACUGGAAGAUACUGGACUCGCUGGCCAAAAAGGCUAACAAGGCUAUGGUGGCGGCGGGCAGCGACCCGUACACUAUCGGCAGCUCCACUAAUGUCCUCUACGCGGCGGCGGGCGGCAGUGACGACUGGGCCAAGGGUGUGGCGGGCAUCGAGCUCUCGUACACCAUCGAGCUGCCGGGCGGCAACGGCCACGGCUUCGACCUGCCCGCCUCCUACAUCCCGGACGUCGGGCGCCACCAAAUGGAGCUGAUCAAGGUGUUCGGCGACUACGUCGCGUCCAUGAAGAAGUAACUUAGUCACGUCAGAAACUGACGAAACCCUGCCGGCGCCAAACCUACGUAAAGGAUCUCGUAUUACUUUAUUCAUAAACGUUAACUCUAAUCGUGCUACGACGGACAGACUGAUCACCGUUCCUAGGUCGUACCGAGCUUAAGAGAGCUUUAAAUGUGAGCAAUCUCCCGGGAACUAAAUAAAAUUGUGUACGAUGUUCCUCUCCUUGGACGCUCCUGUUA
Frankliniella occidentalis (western flower thrips) is the source of this 992-nucleotide messenger RNA. RefSeq names its product carboxypeptidase B-like. Bases 1 to 771 code for a protein of 256 amino acids. The record is from RefSeq and is a predicted model, not a curated record. The transcript is spliced from 7 exons. NCBI's taxonomy places the organism in Eukaryota, Metazoa, Arthropoda, Insecta, Thysanoptera, Thripidae. Gene Ontology annotation, molecular function: zinc ion binding; metallocarboxypeptidase activity. Gene Ontology annotation, biological process: proteolysis.